Microthlaspi erraticum is the source of this 2193-nucleotide messenger RNA. Lineage: Eukaryota; Viridiplantae; Streptophyta; Magnoliopsida; Brassicales; Brassicaceae. The record is from the annotation of a GenBank genome assembly.
AUGGCAACUCCGGCAUGGAGUCAUGCCGGCCGGAAUCAUUUGAUGGUUGCUGUUUUGGCAAUGCUCGUGGGUUACACAUUGGCAACGGAACCUUAUUACUAUAGUUCUCCUCCACCACCUUAUGAAUACAAAUCUCCACCUCCUCCCGUAAAAUCUCCACCACCACCGUACCACCACACUUCUCCGCCACCUCCAGUGAAGUCUCCUCCUCCACCAUACUAUUAUCACUCUCCUCCUCCUCCGGUUAAGUCUCCACCACCACCAUACUAUUAUCAUUCACCGCCUCCUCCUGUGAAAUCUCCUCCUCCACCAUACUAUUAUCACUCUCCUCCUCCCCCAGUGAAGUCUCCACCACCACCAUACUACUACCAUUCUCCACCUCCUCCGGUGAAAUCUCCUCCUCCACCAUACUACUAUCACUCUCCACCUCCUCCGGUGAAGUCUCCUCCUCCUCCUUACUACUACCACUCACCACCUCCACCGGUAAAGUCUCCUCCACCACCAUACUACUACCAUUCUCCUCCUCCCCCGGUGAAAUCCCCUCCUCCUCCUUACUACUACCACUCACCACCUCCACCGGUGAAGUCUCCUCCACCACCAUACUACUACCAUUCUCCUCCUCCUCCGGUGAAAUCCCCUCCUCCUCCUUACUACUACAACUCCCCACCACCACCUUACUACUACAAGUCUCCUCCUCCUCCGGUGAAAUCUCCACCACCACCAUACUACUACCAAUCACCUCCACCACCACCAAAAACCUACUCACCGCCUUACUACUACUCAUCCCCACCACCACCACCCAAAUCGUACUCGCCACCAUACUACUACACAUCUCCACCACCACCGGUAUCAUACCCUCAUCCUCAUCCCCAUCCUCACCCACACCCCAAACCACUCGUAUUUAAAGUCGUUGGUAAAGUUUAUUGCUACCGAUGCUACGACUGGACUAACCCCAAAAAGUCCCACGACAAAAAGCAUCUCAAAGGCGCUGUCGUGGAGGUGACAUGUAAGGCGGGAGACAAAACGGUCAAAGCGUACGGAAAGACAAAGAUCAACGGUAAAUACGCAAUCACCGUGGAAGGAUACAACUACCGCAAAUACGGCGGCGAGGUUUGCACGGCAAAACUUCACGCGCCACCAAAGGGAUCACCGUGUAAUAUUCCGACAAGUUACCAUUUGGGUAACAAGGGUGCUAGGCUUCAUGUGAAAUCAAAGACUAAGUACGAGGUUGUGCUUUACGCCAAGUCCUUUGCUUAUGCACCUAAGAAGCCUUAUGAGGAAUGUCAUAAACCAGCUCCUUACCAUCCACCUUACUAUUAUAACUCUCCACCACCUCCAACUCCCGUUUACCACUACUCGUCUCCACCGCCACCAAAGCCGACAUACGUUUACAAAUCUCCACCACCUCCAACUCCGACGUACAUUUACAAGUCACCACCACCACCAACACCAACUUAUGUCUACAAAUCUCCACCACCCCCAACUCCUACUUAUGUAUACAAGUCUCCACCACCACCAACUCAUUCUCAUCCACCUCCAUACUACUACCAUUCACCACCCCCACCAGUCAAAUCCCCACCACCGCCAUAUUAUUACCAUUCUCCACCUCCUCCGGUGAAAUCUCCACCACCACCGUAUUAUUACCACUCUCCACCUCCUCCGGUGAAGUCUCCCCCACCACCAUAUUACUACCACUCUCCCCCGCCUCCGGUCAAAUCUCCUCCACCACCGUAUUAUUACCAUUCACCACCCCCACCGGUGAAAUCACCCCCACCACCAUACUACUACCACUCUCCUCCUCCACCGGUCAAAUCACCACCACCACCGUACUACUACCACUCUCCUCCCCCUCCGGUCAAAUCACCACCAUACUACUACCAUUCACCACCCCCACCAGUCAAAUCACCACCACCACCGUACUACUACCAUUCACCUCCCCCACCGGUCAAAUCCCCGCCACCACCGUAUUAUUACCACUCUCCACCUCCUCCAGUCAAAUCUCCCCGACCACCGUAUCACUACCAAUCUCCUCCACCACCGGUGAAGUCUCCCCCACCACCAUACCACUACCAAUCUCCUCCUCCUCCGGUCAAAUCUCCACCACCACCAUACCACUACAACUCUCCGCCACCUCCCGUAAAGUCUCCUCCACUCUACAUCUACGCUUCUCCCCCACCUCCCAUCCACUACUAG